This is a messenger RNA of Gigantopelta aegis, 1132 nucleotides long. RefSeq names its product histone H1-delta-like. The transcript has a single exon. Gene Ontology annotation, biological process: nucleosome assembly; chromosome condensation; negative regulation of DNA recombination. Gene Ontology annotation, molecular function: nucleosomal DNA binding; structural constituent of chromatin; double-stranded DNA binding. NCBI's taxonomy places the organism in Eukaryota, Metazoa, Mollusca, Gastropoda, Neomphalida, Peltospiridae. Gene Ontology annotation, cellular component: nucleus; nucleosome. Bases 68 to 649 code for a protein of 193 amino acids. The record is from RefSeq and is a predicted model, not a curated record.
GCUUUAUACACGAAACAGUGAUAGCGGUUCGUAUAUUUUUGUAAGACGUAAAAUUUAAAUAUCUACAAUGUCUGACGCAGCAUCUACCCCGGUCAAGACCCCGAAGAAGAAGACUUCUAAGCCGAAGACUCCAGCCAGUCACCCGAAAUACAGCCAGAUGAUUAAAGUGGCUAUUGCGGCGUUGAAGGAGAGGGGUGGGUCCUCCCGCCAAGCUAUUCUCAACUACAUCCUCAAGACUUACAAAGUGAACGACCCGAAAACCGUGAACCAGCACUUGAAGAUGUCCCUGCGUGCGGGCGUCAAGAACAAGACCUUGAAACAGUCCAAGGGGACCGGGGCGUCGGGCUCGUUCCGUCUGGGUGACGUGAAGCCCCCCAAGGCUAAGAAACCAGCGGCCAAAAAAGCGAAGAAGCCCAAGGCAGCUAAACCAAAGAAGGUCAAGAAGGCAAAAUCGCCCAAGAAGACGAAAACCGCCACGCCCAAGAAACCCAAGGCAAAGAAAUCGCCCAAGAAGGCCGCCGACAAGCCAAAAACCGCCAGGGUCGCCAAACCAAAAGCAACAAAAGCAGCUAAACCGAAAGCGACGAAGGCGGCUAAACCCAAGAAGGCGAAAAAAGCUAAGACCCCAAAGAAGGCAGCAAAGAAGUAAAUGUGUGAUUAGUGACUGUAAAUUUGUGUACAAACUCUGAUCAUCAACGGAUUGACACGAGUUGUGACAUUUUGACUACCGCACCAGCCAUGGAGUAUUGUGACAUUUCAUCUGAAUCGUGUCUGCAGACUGCAUCAUCGAAUCAACAUAAUCUUUUUCAUCAAACACUACAUUUCCUUUGAAGUUUGGUGAGGAAAGGACUGAACUAAUCAUUUGAGGUGUUGAUUGUCCAGCCUUUGUGGUAAAAAUGACUUUCCUUUUCUUGAUGUACAUAUAAUUGAUCAUACGAGAGAGACUCCUCCAGUGUACAUAAUCAUCCCGAUACAUUGACGAUCAUCCAGCUGAACGUGUACAAACUCGUGUGUGCAAUUACCGGACUUGUUUUAUACAUUAUCAUAGUGCUUCAUGUUCACUGUAUUUAUUUGCACGCUGGUCGUGCGAAUGGGUCAUGCUCAUUAAAUCAUUGUAUAUAUCCAUCGGCAA